AUGGGAGCCCGGACCCGGAAACGAGGCGGCGGGGCGGAGCCUGUCUCUGGGUGCCCGGGACGCAGGUUGCCAGGAGGAGCGCGCGCAGGGGAGGAGGGGCCUCGGAGCCGUUGGCAAAGGCCGCGUCGGUCGCCGGACUGGGUCUGCAAAGAUGCGCGUCGAAUCGCUUUGAGCUGCCCCCACCCCACAAAGUCUCAGUGGGGUCCCCAGCCCCGCAGACUCAACCGCACCAAGGCUGCCUGGAGGUACCGAGGAUUCCGAGCAGAGGCGGGCGUGGCGCAUCGGAGCUGCACGCGCACCGCAGCGGGGCGGCCUUGCUGGAGGAACAGGCUUAAACGCGGAGUUCUGCUCCCAGGCCUGACUUCACUGCUGCGCUGUCCUUUCCUCGAGCGCAGGUCUUUGACCGUUCCGGUGUCCGCACUGCCCUCGGAACCGAGGGUCCGAGAACAGGCCGAUCCCGCCGAAGCCAGACUUCAUCUCCCUCGCCUCUCCGCCCCACAGGGCUGCCGUCUCCCGGUGAGGUCCCUGAACCGCCUAUACUGGGGCCGCCGAAGGGCUUCUCGACGAGGGGACAUCCUCAGAUUUGUCUUAAGAGAAGGACCCACAGCACCAAGAGGCCUGCUGGUACCCAAGGCCCCAGGCGGAAGCCACGGCGGGGUGGGGGGCUCUCUCCGCAUCCGGGCGGCGUCGGGUCGGCUCUACGCUGCUGAGAAUUAG
This is a messenger RNA of Rangifer tarandus platyrhynchus (Svalbard reindeer), 717 nucleotides long. The record is from the annotation of a GenBank genome assembly. Lineage: Eukaryota; Metazoa; Chordata; Mammalia; Artiodactyla; Cervidae.